CAAUUAUAUAACAAUAUAACUAAAAUCAAUCUUCCUUUGCAGGUGUAUGCGAUCCUGGUCAGCCACCCUCCUCAGUCCAACGACCACCUGACUCCGACGCCUGUCUCCUACACCGCCGGUUUCUAUCGGAUCCCCGUGGUCGGUCUGACGACACGGAUGUCCAUCUACUCUGACAAGAGCAUCCACCUGUCCUUCCUGAGGACGGUGCCUCCGUACUCACACCAGGCUCACGUCUGGUUCGACCUAAUGAGGGAGUUCAGGUGGAACCACAUCAUCCUCAUCGUCAGCGACGACCACGAAGGACGAGCCGCUCAGAAGAGACUGGAGACGCUGCUGGAGGAGAGGGAGACCAAGGUGAGCUAA
This is a messenger RNA of Anarrhichthys ocellatus (wolf-eel), 363 nucleotides long. Its product is annotated as glutamate receptor ionotropic, NMDA 1-like. Lineage: Eukaryota; Metazoa; Chordata; Actinopteri; Perciformes; Anarhichadidae. Gene Ontology annotation, molecular function: G protein-coupled receptor activity. The transcript has 2 exons. Gene Ontology annotation, biological process: G protein-coupled receptor signaling pathway. Gene Ontology annotation, cellular component: membrane. The annotation marks the transcript as partial. The record is from RefSeq and is a predicted model, not a curated record.